AUGCAUACGGGCGGUGGCGUUAUAGGUCGCGGCUUCGGUCGCGGAUUUGGUUUAGCGCCUAAUUUUUCACCCGAAGAAAUAGUUGGCGUAAUUGCUGGUUUGGGCGGCGGCAGUUUUCCGGACGGACUCGCGGUUUUCGGUGAUGGAGGUGUUGGAACUAUCUGUCGUGGUGUCACGUCGGUUUCUCCCGUGUUCCAUACGGGAAUGAAUAUUCUGAGAAUAAGACUAAGUAUGGACUUCCGGUUGCGAGGCGACAAGGGCUGUGAAACCUUGGAGCUGGGCAAAGAGAGCAGCUCGUUCUUCGUUCAGGAGGGCGAGCUUUUCCGUGGGAGAAAGAGAAGCCGAUUUCCUAACCCCCAAACGUCACACCGGUCAACAUCGGGAAGACGGAAGGGAGGUAUAGCAGAAGGUGGAAAAGCCGGUGAGAGGAGGAAGCCAGAAGCGAAAGAGAAGGAGAUCGGAAGCGAGCGGAGGGGGAUAAGUGAGAAGUCGGGAAGGGAGAGCGAGAAAGAAGAUUUCAUCCUAGGGCCGAGUGAGACAAGUGGGACGAAGGUAGAGAGGUGGUUAACGUUAGAAGGCAAGUGGGGUGAAGGCAGUGAGGCAAGGAGUAGGGAGCAGCAGAAAUUUGACGAUAGGAGCGGAGCGGAGAAAGGAAAGAGAGGCAGACCGACGAAGGCUGAGAGCUUGGGAAGAGGUAGAAGGGGUAGCAGGUGCAGUGGCAGUAUAGCUUCGCUGUGGUCGAAACGAGAGAGAGAGAGUGACUCUGAACCCGAGCUGGAGGAAAAGGGAGAGACGGCGAGAGGUGUGAAGCGCAUGAAAGAAAAUACGAACAUCGACAGCGGAAUCCAGGAAGGAAAAUGGGACGAUAAAAUGGAUGAAAUAGAGAGGAUAAUGAGGAAACUGCUGAAGGAAACGAAAGAGGAAAUUUUUAAGAAAUUAGAACAAAUAGGAGAAGAGAUAAGAAAGGAAGUAAGGAAGGAAAUGAAGAAUGAAAUAAGGAAAAUAAGAGAAGAGGGAGAAAAGGCAAGAGAGAAAGUAGAGCGUGAACUGGAAGAAAUGAGAAAGAAGGGGGAAAAUGUAAGAGAGGCGGUGGAUGGAGUGUUUGAGAGAUUGGGAGUGAGGGAGAAAGCGAUACAGUUGAGUGACGUGUAUAAAGUAAGAGUGAAAGAGAAUGAGUGCAUGAUAGUGGUGAAGCUGAGAAGUAUGGAUGAUAAGAGAAUGAUUAUGGAGAAAAAGAGCAGGUUGAAAGGAUCGAAAAUGUAUGUUGAUGAUGAUAUGACAAAGAGUGAAAGAGAGAGACAGAGUGCGAAGGAUGAGGAGUUCUGGAAAUUUCUGAAAGACUAUGAGGUGAUCGGGCUGGUAGAAACGUGGGUGGAUGAAAAAGAGUGGGAAAAGUUGAAAGAGAAGAUGCCAGAGGAGUGGAAAUGGAAAUGUCAGCCAGCUAGGAGAGAUUGCAAGAAGGGACGAGCGAAGGGGGGAAUUGUGACUGGUGUGAGAAAGGAACUGGAGGAAAGGGAAGUCGGGUAUGAGGAGAAGGAAGGGUUCCAAGAAAGAGAGGUAGUGAUAGAUAGAGAAAGAUGGAGGUUUAUGAUAGUGUAUAAUAGAGAGGGACGGAAAGAAGGGCUGGAAAAGAUGAAAGAGGUGAUAAGAGAGGAUAAUGAAGGAAAGUUAAUAAUAGCUGGGGACUUCAAUGCUAGAAUAGGAAAGGAAGGGGGGUGGGGUGAACUAAGCACGGAGAGGGAGGAGACGAGUGAGAAGGAGAGAGUUUCUAAGGAUAAAAUGAUUAAUAAACAAGGAAGGGAUUUGAUGGAGGUAAUGGAGGAAAGAGGAUGGAUGGUGCUAAAUGGAGGCAAGGAACGAGAUGAGGAAGGGGAGUGGACCUAUGAAGGAGGGGGAGGGAAGUCGGUGAUUGACUAUGGGAUUGUGAAUUGGGAAGCUUGGGAGAGAGUAGAGAGGUUUGAAGUAAAGUGUAGGGCAGAAUCGGACCACCUGCCAAUUGUGAUAGAUCUAGGGAGUUGGUAUGAAAGAGGGGAGGUGAGAGAAGAAGAGGAAAGGGUGCAGGAUUGGUCAGAUGAGGGGAUAAGGAAAUUUAGACAGGCAAUAGGUAAGAUCGAAUGGAGAGGGGAGGGGGUACGAGAGGCGUGGGAGGAGUUAGAGAGAGGAAUAAUGGGAGCGGUGGAGUGGAGAAAUAAGGUGAAGAGGAAAGGGAUAGGAUGGUGUCCAUGGUUGGACUCAGAAUGUAGGGAGAAAAAGAGAGAAAUGCAUAAGGCGAGGAGAAGGCAUAGGAAAGAACAGGAAGAAAGGCGACACGAAGAGUUUAUAAGAUGUAGGAAGGAAUAUAGAGAGUUAUGCGGAAAGAAACAAGAGGAACAAAAGAGAAAGGAGGAAAAGGAGGUGGAAAAAAUAAGAACGGAAGCAGAAGCGUGGAAAUUCAUAAAUAAGGGGAGGAAGAAAAAGGAGGAUGUUUGCAGAGAUAUUAAAAUGAAGGAAUGGAUAGAGCAUUUUAUGAAAACUCUGGGCGGGGUGGAGGAAAGAAAAGUGGAGGUAGAAGGAAGAAGGAGAAUAGAUAGGGCGGAAGACGAGGGAAUAGGAGAGGAGGAAAUAAAAAAUGAAAUAAGAAGAGUGAAAAGGGGUAAAGCAGCAGGGAUAGACCAGAUAAGAAAUGAAGCGUGGAAGGAAGGAGGAGAAAAAGUCGGGGAAAGAUUGGGAGAGGUGUUGAAAAUGGUUAGUAAAAGAGAUGGAUGA
This is a messenger RNA of Cyphomyrmex costatus, 2745 nucleotides long. RefSeq names its product golgin subfamily A member 6-like protein 22. Bases 1 to 2745 code for a protein of 914 amino acids. Gene Ontology annotation, molecular function: catalytic activity. The transcript has 7 exons. NCBI's taxonomy places the organism in Eukaryota, Metazoa, Arthropoda, Insecta, Hymenoptera, Formicidae. The record is from RefSeq and is a predicted model, not a curated record.